Nematostella vectensis (starlet sea anemone) is the source of this 1558-nucleotide messenger RNA. Its product is annotated as tubulin--tyrosine ligase. Lineage: Eukaryota; Metazoa; Cnidaria; Anthozoa; Actiniaria; Edwardsiidae. Gene Ontology annotation, biological process: protein modification process. The transcript is spliced from 9 exons. The record is from RefSeq and is a predicted model, not a curated record. Bases 98 to 1288 code for a protein of 396 amino acids.
GGUUCACAGAAUAUUAUAGAAAUGGCGGAAAGAACGAAAAUCGUUGUGUGAUAACUGACAUUAUAAUCAUGUAAGCGUAUUAAUUAAUGAUGCAAGAAUGUAUAAAUUCGUGAAUCGAGACGAUGGCAGCUCUAUUUAUCGUGCUGUUAGCGAGAUCUUGUUGUCGAGAGAAGAAUGGAGACGCGUGGGAAAUAACAGCGAGAGAUUCAACUUGAUGUUUGGAGACCGUAACAAACUUCCAUACUCUAGGCUUGGUAGGCAAGUAAAUAUAAGGGCCAUUCAGGGAUGGUACAAGCUGUCAAUUACUACAGAGGGUCUGCUCAGCUACUUUGCCGAAAGGUUCCCCUUGUCAGUCAGAUCUUUGAGUGCAGCUAGUGACCUUGACCCUUAUCGAUGGAUGCCCAAAACAUUCAUCAUCUUGCCACAAAAAAGCCAUCAAGCACCAUGUGAGACCAAGAAACAAAAAACAAGCUUGUACAAAGAUGAGAGAGAGGAAUUCUUAACAGCUCAUAAAUGGUUAAAAGCCAGUGGAGAAGAGAUUUGGAUUGCGAAGUCUUCAGCUGGUGCAAAAGGUGAAGAUAUCUGCUUGUCUAGCAGUCCAAAGGAGAUACUAGACUUCAUUGACGAGCAGAACCAGGCAUUCGUUGUUCAAAAAUACAUUGAGAACCCUUUGCUUUUAGAAGGAGGGCGAAAAUUUGAUAUAAGGUGCUGGGUAUUGCUUAGCCAUAAGUACUCUAUCCAUGUGUUCAACCAAGGAGUUUUGAGAACUUCUUCAGAAGUAUAUGAUGUCACUAGUCUUGGCAAACUGACAAGCCAUCUGACCAAUCAUUGCAUUCAGGAGGCAAAUUCAGAUGACUUUGGAAAGUACGAAAAAGGGAAUGAAAUGUUCUUUGAUGAAUUCAGUAGGUACCUCGAGGACAAAUUCGAGAAGGAUUUUGAGAAGACCAUUUUACAACAGAUGCAUGCCAUUGUCAAGGAGUGUUUGCUUAGUGUGGAAGAGGAGAUCAACACCGAGGCACUCAGCUACCACAGCUUCCAGUUAUUCGGAUUUGACUUUAUGGUAGACGCGACCUUUAAAGUAUGGCUGCUGGAAAUCAACGGCGCUCCAGCUUCAGCCCAAGCUCUCCUUUCAUCGAUUGCACAAGGAAUUGUAAACAAAGCAAUUGAUCCAAUUUUCCCACCGCCUGAUAAGUCACCACUCAUCUUUCAAGAUGUCUGUGCAGUGCACUGCCGCGAUGACGCAUGCGCCAUGCAAGAUAUCCUCACGGGGGUCUUUAUUGAAAUCUGAUUAUAAAACCAUUGUUUACAUCACUUGGCAAAAAACAGAGAAAAGAAGCCUCUGCUAGCAGGAAAAUGGCAUGGUGAAGGAAUCCAGACUGUACUUUAUUGAAAUCUGAUGAUAAAACCAUUGUUUACAGCGCGUUGUGGAGGACCCGGUAUUUACUUUAAUUUUGCAUUCAAAUAGCGAACUAAAUCCUACAAUCUACUUUUACUGUGACAUUUAAACUAUCGUACAAUAAAAACGGCUCAAGUAUUAAACUUAAGCUGACAAUGUUGA